Messenger RNA from Oppia nitens, 1521 nucleotides. Its product is annotated as cytochrome P450 2A9-like. The transcript is spliced from 6 exons. Lineage: Eukaryota; Metazoa; Arthropoda; Arachnida; Sarcoptiformes; Oppiidae. Gene Ontology annotation, molecular function: monooxygenase activity; iron ion binding; oxidoreductase activity, acting on paired donors, with incorporation or reduction of molecular oxygen. The record is from RefSeq and is a predicted model, not a curated record. The coding region runs from base 1 to 1521 and encodes 506 amino acids.
AUGUCUCUAUUGUCACAAUUAUUUUUGUGGUUCAUAUCAGAUAUAUGGACAACAAUAACAAGUCUACUAAUUGCAUAUAUGGUCUACAAAAUGGCAAAAUUUUAUUAUCAAUAUUACAGUCUACCUCCCGGUCCAUUUCCAUUGCCACUGAUCGGCAAUUUGUUGGCAUUCAAAACUAAACAACAUUGUAAUUACGUUUUGACAAAAUUUGCCAAAAAAUAUGGUCCGGUAUAUACACUAUAUUUGGGAAACAGUCCACAAAUUAUUAUAACCGAUGCAAUCAUCGCAAGGGAAGCUUUUCGUAAAAAAUAUUUAUCUGGAAGACCUCAAAGCUAUUUUGGUAAUUCAUUUAAAACGGAUAUCAUUUUUUCCGAUUACGGUAAUCAUUGGGAAGCAUUGAGAAGUGUGGCGCACUCGGCCAUACUAAAAUACUCAUCUAAUGAACAAUUAGUUAACGUAGCGGUCGAUUGUGUGGACCAAACCGUCCAAACAAUGUUAGAAAGAGAGGGUCCAAACAAACCUAUCGAUCCAUUCAAUUACAUAUACUUAACGUUUCUCAAUAUUUUGGCGAUCAGUACUUUCGGAAAAACCUAUAGUAUUGAUGACCCGGUGUUCAAACAAUUAAAAUAUAUGUUAACCGAUGUUAACGAAGAAUUGGCUACACGACGGCUAUUAUGGGAGAUAUCACCGAUUGUCCGAUGGAUUGACCAGAAAAUGAUUAGAAAAAAUGAGAAAAACUUUAGUGAUCUAAUCGACCAGUUUAUCGAUAAAUAUAGACUGCAUUACAAUGACUACGAUUCAAGUAUUGAACGAGACAUUUGCGAUGCACUUAUAACUGCCAAAAACAAUGCGCUCCGGGAGGCAAAAGAGUCGGCACAGUAUCUGACCGAUGAAAAUCUAGCGCUGGCUAUAUUUGACCUAUUCUUUGCCGGAACCAAUACAUCGCAAAAUACAUUUCAAUGGAUACUUCUGUUAUUAUCCUACUAUCCAUCGAUGCAAACAAAGUUACGACAAGAAAUAGAUUCAAUAAUUGGCGACCGAAUGCCAACACAUGAAGAUAGACAGCGAUGUCAUUAUGUGAUGGCAUUUAUUGCCGAAACUUUAAGAUUCAGAAAUGUUGUGCCGGGAGGUGUCUUUCACAAAGCAAUGAUCACCAGUAAAAUAGGCGACUAUACAAUACAAAAAGAUAUGCCUGUGUUUGCAUAUCAGGGAUUUAUUUUACGAGACGACAAAUAUUGGGAAAAUAGUGAAACAUUUAUACCCGAGCGCUUCCUCGACAGUGACGGCCACUAUAUGACAGCCCGUUCGCCGGCAUUCAUACCCUUUGGUGUGGGACGUCGUAUAUGUUUAGGCGAGAAGUUGGCUAUUGUUGACCUGUUUCUAGUUUUGGUCCGAUUUCUACAAUCGACACAAAACUAUGACAUUGUUUUGGACAGUCAUAAUGGUUUAGAUAUCCUUCCCAAUGGAUCUUUCAACGAUAUCUAUCCGCAUAAAUAUACGAUUGUAUUAAAAACUAAAUAG